Syngnathus typhle (broad-nosed pipefish) is the source of this 1943-nucleotide messenger RNA. RefSeq names its product geminin DNA replication inhibitor (gene gmnn). The transcript has 7 exons. Gene Ontology annotation, biological process: negative regulation of DNA replication; negative regulation of cell cycle. Gene Ontology annotation, cellular component: nucleus. Bases 186 to 878 code for a protein of 230 amino acids. Lineage: Eukaryota; Metazoa; Chordata; Actinopteri; Syngnathiformes; Syngnathidae. The record is from RefSeq and is a predicted model, not a curated record.
CACGCACACAACGCGACGUGACGUCGAACGACAGGGCGGGGCCAAUUGUGGGCGAGUUUGUCACGUGACCCCUCGCGAGCGUCCUUAAACCAGUGGCGCGAGCCUUUCUGCACACGAAGCAUUUCCUUUGUUAACUUUUGCACCUUUUAACGUGUCACUUUCACGGCGGAUUUAAGGACUGCAAGAUGAGUUUCCGUGCCAAAGUGAGACAUGGCCGAGCUAAGAACAACGAGAACGCAAAAGUGGGCGUCAAGAGCUUUUUCUCGCAAGCGCCUGAGUCCUCGAGUUCUUCCAGGACAAAGUUGCAAGUCCUCCAGCCCUUGUCAGUCAACAGUGAUUUGGGAAAGUCGACUCAGGCGGGAAAGGGUGCCAUCCCCAAACGCAAACAGUGGCUUGACCAGCAAAGCAGAGGUUUGAAAAGGGUGAAGGUGGAAGUGAAGUCAACACAGACUGAAGAGGUUUCUGCUUUGAACGAUGAUGCCUACGAGCUUAUGAUCAAAGAAACGCCUCCUCCUGCUUACUGGAAGGAAAUGGCAGAAGAGCGUCGCAAGGCUUUGUUUGAUGUUCUACAGGAGAAUGAGAAGCUGCACAAAGACAUUGAGGCCAAAGAUGAGCAAAUUGCUCAGCUGAAGAGCAACAAUGAGGAGCUUCGCGAGCUGGCCGAUCACGUCCAGUACAUGGCCGACAUGAUUGAGAGGCUGACUGGCAAGGGACCAGACAACCUGGAGGAACUGAAGGGCCUUGCACUGAAUGAAGAACAAGGGCAACGUGAUGUGGCAGAAGAUGAAGAUGAUGGUAAGGAACAUGAAGAUUACAGUCAUAUUGAGGCAGAGGAACAAACUUCAGAUGAUGUGAAUGAAGAGCAGCAGCAGCAUUAACUCUACCCAAGGUAUAUGAGAGGCAUGUCCAAAAUGGCUCCAAAUAAAGUAUUUCUUUUCUCCAAUUGAAAUGAAUUUUAAAACUGUUGAAAGUCCGUAGGAGUGGCGUCCUCCAAGAGCAAAUCACUACUUUUUUUUUUUUUUUUUUUCAUUUGCUGGGGGGCACUUGAAUGUUUUGAUGUACAUGCUGUAUUUUAAAAUAAAUGUUUUACACACCGUCUAAUGUCAUGUUCUACACAUCUGCAAAGGUCAAGUUUUUGACAGUGGUUUGGACUGUUUGCUGCGGUCGUAUGGUGGCAAUUUGACAUGACACUGAUACUUGCACGCUAGCAUGUUGUGUUUGAGCAAUUGUUUUCCAAAUAUGAAAAUGAGCAAAAACCGGGCUCAAUUCAGAGUGGUGUGGUGUUUUGUUCAAGAUGUCUGUUGUUGAGCAAGGAAAACGAAGAUGUGGAGUAAUAGUUGGUUCUUUAUUUGCACGAUCUUGGGUUGUCUCAUGGCAGUCAGUACACGAUGCACGUCAACAAAUGAAAAACAACCAGGUCAGACUCCAGAUCAGAAGGUUUUAUACUUUCCGCAAGCAGGAAUAUGGGAGGGAAAAAGAAGGGAAAACGUAUGGUCAUAAAAAUGUCUUAUCUACUGAAUGUAUCAAUGUGUCAAGACGUUAAUGAGCUCUGCCUUGUGUAAUGGAAAAGUUUCCAAGCUGUAUCAGUGUCCUGAUUGAAUAACUGUGCAUAAAUUAAUCAGAGUAUUUAGACAUCGCUGUUGCUCCCUCUUCAGUGGUUAAAAAUAUAGCGACUAAUUUGAAUAUUUUCCGACCCACUUAUCGCAUAGCAGUAAGGUUGACAUUUGCGUGAAACUGCCGACGCCACAGGCAGAAGACUGCACGUUUUCUGCCUCAUUGGGAGCCUAUUUUCCCUCAACCUGAUCUAUUUUUGUUUUCUCACGCAGUAUGAUCCCAUUUCAACAGACGAUAAUAGCAUGACAAAAUGACAGAGAAGGCAUAAACUCUGCCCUCUUUUCGUAGUGUGGAAGCGAGCAAUUUCCAUCAGCACGUAAGAGUGCACG